This is a messenger RNA of Sorghum bicolor (sorghum), 2814 nucleotides long. RefSeq names its product pentatricopeptide repeat-containing protein At5g61400. The transcript has a single exon. Lineage: Eukaryota; Viridiplantae; Streptophyta; Magnoliopsida; Poales; Poaceae. The record is from RefSeq and is a predicted model, not a curated record. The coding region runs from base 97 to 2010 and encodes 637 amino acids. Gene Ontology annotation, molecular function: protein binding.
GGCUGCUUCGGGAGUGCAGUCAUGACGUCAUCUUACGGUAGAACAACCCCGUAGUCAAAUGCUGCAGAUUGCCGCCACCCCCAAUGCCCCCAUCCCAUGCCGCCCUCCUCCCCGUCUCUCCGCCUCUUCUUCUCCCGCCGCCGCCCUAUCGCUCCGCACCACCAGCACCAUCUCCGCCGCCGCCAUAGCCUCUCCGCCUCCGGCCCCGCCGCGGCCGCUGCCGUCCCACCUCCCUCCCGCAACCGCGCCGCGCGCCUAGCCGCGGCCGUCCACGGCGCGGUCGCGUCCAAGAACUUUGCGCACGCCAUCCGUUUGACGAAAUCCCUCGUCCAGGUCCCCACUUCCUUCCCCGGCCGGAGUUCUGCUUCCACAGCCGCCGGCGCCGGCGCCGCAUUCGCGGCUCUCUCCUCCACCUCCGCCUCCCCUGCCCCCGCCCUCGGCGUGCUCGUCAUCGCCCUCUCCCAGAUGGGGCUGCUCGACGAGGCGCUGUACGUGUUCCGGCGCUUGUGGACGCUGCCGGCGCUGCCAGCGUGCAACGCGGUCCUGGACGGGCUCGUGAAAGCACGCAGGUCUCGGUGCGCUUGGGAGCUGUUCGACGAAAUGCUUAGACGGGGCAUGGUGCCCAGUGUGGUCACGUACAAUACUCUUAUCAAUGCAUGCCGGUACCAGGGUGCUGUGGCCAAGGCUCAGGAGAUGUGGGAUCAGAUGGUGGCACGGCAGAUUGAUCCGAACGUGAUCACAUACACGUCGAUGAUAUGUGUGCUUUGUGAAGAGGGCUGCAUUGGUGAUGCUGAGCGGUUGUUUGAUGCUAUGAAGGAAGCAGGGAUGCGGCCUAAUCAGUAUACAUACAAUGUGCUGAUGAGCGGUCACUGUCAGGGAGAUGAUGUCAACAGUGCAUUUGUGUUAUACCAGGAAUUGCUGAAUAGUGGCCUCAUUCCAAAUGCUGUUGUCUUUACAACCCUGAUUGACGGUUUCUGUAAAGCGAAGAGGUUCAGUGAAGCAAAAGAUAUGUUUCGUGACAUGCCCAGGUUUGGGGUUGCUCCUACCGUUCCUGUGUACAACAGUUUGAUGGAUGGGGCUUUCAGGUCUGGAGAUGCACAAGAAGCAUUGUCACUUUAUCAGGAGAUGACUCGCUUAGGUUUGUGCCCAGAUGAGUUCACCUGCAGCAUUGUUGUGAGAGGCCUUUGUGAUGGAGGACAAAUACAGGUAGCGGCCAGGUUUCUUGAAGGUGUGAGGGAAGAUGGUGUUAAUCUGAAUGCAGCUGCUUACAAUGCACUGAUUGAUGAGUACUGCAGGAAUGGGAAUUUGGAGGAAGCGCUAGCAACAUGCACUAGAAUGACCGAGGUUGGAGUUGAGCCCAAUGUGGUGUCAUACUCCUCCUUGAUAGACGGGCACUCAAAACUAGGGAAGAUGCAAAUAGCAAUGGCUAUAUACACUGAGAUGGUAGCUAAAGGGAUUGAGCCUAAUGUGGUCACAUACACUGCUCUUAUUCAUGGCCAUGCCAAGAAUGGUGGCAUAGAUGCUGCUUUUCGUUUCCACAAGGAAAUGAUAGAGAAUGGUAUUUCACCUAAUGCUAUUACAGUGUCAGUUCUUGUUGAUGGUCUGUGCAGAGAGAAUAGAGUUCAGGAUGCGGUCAGGUUUGUGAUGGAGCACUCAGGGAUAAAGUACAGUGAUAUUCAUUCUUUCUUCUCAAACUUUACAACUGAAGAGGAACCUUUAAUUCCAAAUAGUGCAAUAUAUAUGACCUUGAUAUAUGGCCUGUAUUUAGACGGCCAACACUAUGAAGCUGGCAAGCUUUUCUCCUACAUGAGAAAAUCAGGUAUGAUCUCUGAUAGCUUCACCUAUACACUACUGAUACGAGGGCAGUGCAUGCUUGGCUAUGUCUUGAAUGCCAUGAUGCUCUAUGCUGAUAUGAUGAAGAUUGGUGUUAAACCAAUGAGGUACAAGAUAAUCUGCCCUGAGAUUUGGUCAUGGGAACCAUUGAAUGACCCCCAAACUGUUGUAAGUUAAGAAUUGGCUUCUACAUUUUCAGAGCAAAAGCGAGUUCACAGGUUGUGGAACCUUUCAGCUUGUCACAGGCUCGGUCAUCAAUAUGACACACCAUUUUGCUACAUCUGUGCUAACAUUGAAAGUUCGCUAUUUGGAAAGCCCCCUGCUUAUUGACCUUGUUCUGAAGACAAAUGAAAAUUUGAAGCCACUGGAUUUGAUUUUUAAUUGCUACCACGGCUGAAAGUAUUGUUCGCUGAUUUGUUGUGAGAAAAAAACACUUCAUUCGCUGAAAUAGUACGACUCAUAAGACAGCGAACAGGCUUCCCUGUGACAUGAUCAGCAACAAUGCUGAUUAAUAGGAACUGGAGAAGAUGGCUGUGAUGAGGUUUGAAGCCAAACCAUUGCAAAUGACAUAUGCACAAGCCCAUCAUGCACUCGCAGCUGGUUGCUAUACUGGGACUAGCUCUCCACUAGGGAUGACCCUGGCUUGUAUGAAGAAGGAUGUACAUGUAGAUGCAAGUAUGCAACAUAUGCUGCACUUGCAGAGAUUUAUUUUGGCCUUUCUCGUUUUGAUGUGGAUUGACAUGGAUUGAGAGGUAUUGGUAGGGAAUUGAACUAUAUUCCUUGACAUUCACUGCCAACGCCUGCACAAGCAAAAAGGCCUCAUAGAUACUGUACAGAUUUUAGUCAAGUUUGUUGGCAUAUGCACUAGACAGGACGUCCAAUCUUUAGUUAAGUGAAUGUUAAUUUAACUGUUCACCUGAUGUGACCAUCAGUGAUGAACUGAUGAUCAUGUUUUUUAAAAAAAUGUUGAUGAUGAUGUCA